ACAUCCAGACUUCCUUCCAGAGCAGCAGCACAACGAGCACAGCAGCUUGAGCGAUCCAACUGUCGAUAAUGGCGCCUGCAGCAACCAACAAGCAGCAAGGUGGGGAGCUGAGGAUCCUCUGCAUCGACGGGGGUGGCAUCCGCGGCCUUAUCCCGGCCAAGAUCCUCGACUUCCUCGAAGCCGAACUCCAGAGGAUUGAUGGGUCGACAGCGAGGCUAGCCGACUACUUCGACUGCAUCGUGGGGACCAGCACCGGCGCCCUCAUCACCACCAUGCUGGCCGCCCCGAACAAGCCACUCUGCACGGCCAAGGAGAUCAUCGACCUCUACUUGGAAGAGGCUGCCACAAUCUUCAGGAACGACCACAAGGCGACGUGGGUUCAGGUGGUGCUGGAGGCCGUGCUCCUCUUCAUCAAGUACUACGAUGGCAGCAACGAGAUCCUGCGGUCCUUGCACGACAUGUUGGCCCUCGGGUCGGCCCUCGAGCCCUUGCUCCGCCCGAUCAUCGACGCGCUGAUCCACGCCAAGGGCCCUAGCAGUACACCUGCCGCCGCUGCUGCCAACGACAACGGUGGCGGCUUGCUGCAGAUAGCAGUAUUAGAAGCACCGCCACCUCCCGUGAGCCACGGCGUCGAGCCCAAUGAGGAGGCGCCGGCGGCGGUGGAGGACUAUAUCCAGGAACACGCUGGAGCCAUCCUGCAGGCGCUGUGCCAUUCGCAGGGUCUGGCGCUGGAUUCGCCGCCGCUUCAGGAGGGCAUCAAGGAGUUCGCGGAGGGCCUGCGCAAGAUGCUGCUCAACCCGGAUUUCGUCAGGUACUUGCUCCUCCGCCCCAAGUACGACGGCGAGGGGCUCCGCAAGGUGGUCAUAGGGAAGCUCGGGAACCACCGGCUCCAAGAAACCGUCACCAACGUCGUCGUGCCCACGUUCGAUAUCAAGCGCAACCAGCCUGUGGUCUUCUCCACCUCUACGGCGCGACAGGACCGGGUAAUGGACCCCUGCCUCUCAGACGUUUGCAUCGCCGCAACUGCUGCGCCAACAUACUUCCCUGCCCACAAAUUCAACACUAUAAGCUUUGGGCCACUAAAUUUCCAAGAGUUUAACCUCAUCGAUGGCGGCGUCUUCGCGAACAAUCCGACCACAGUGGCGAUGAACGAGGUCUGGAGGAUGAUCGACAGGGGCGAGGAACUGCUGGUGGAGGUAUCGGCCAUGGACUGCAGCAAGCUGCGCAUCCUUUCCAUCGGCACCGGCGUGGUGAACCACUCCUACACCGCCGACGAGUGCAACUGGUGGGGUCUCCUCCCGUGGGUCUGCAACUUCCGCAACAAGACCCUGCCGCUGAUCGACAUGCUCACGUACUCCACUGGCUCGCUCGUCGACUACAACGUCGCCCUGCUCUUCAAGUCCCAGCGCUGCGAGGACAACUACUUGCGCAUCCAGGAGGGUCACCUGGACCCUUCUCUUGGAGCCAUGGACGACACGAGCAGCAUGGAGGAGCUGCUCGAGAUCGGGGAGAACCUCCUGGAGAGGCAGGUCUACAGGACGGACUGCGAGACCAGGAAGUACCAGCCGGUGAAGGGCGCAGGGACCAACAAGGAGGCGCUCACCAAGCUCGCCCGCCAGCUGGUUGCCGAGAGACGCCGAAGGGGGGCUACUCCUACUGCGCUGAGCGCCACCGACAAUACCACCGUCGUCGAGCCAAGGCCCAAAAGGCCCAAGCCUACUACCAACGUCGUGCAGUAAGCGCAUGCGGGGUCUCUCUCUCUCUCUCUCUCUCUCUCUCUCUCUCUCUCUCUCUCUCUCUCUCUCUCUCUCUCUCUCUCUCUCUCUCUCUCUCUCUCUCUCGCAUAUAUUAUUCGUUCCAUAGUAUAUUGUAACUGAAUAAAAACUCAGGUCCAUCAUAAUCAGAGGUCUAAAACGUAGUACGUUGCUAUAUAUGUGAAGGUGCAUGCUGAGCUCAGCUGCAUUCAGUAUCGAUAUAUAUAGAUGGGUGUAAGGAGCAGUAUACUUUGUGUGUUGGGUCAUGAAUAAAUGUAUCAUGCAGUGCUCACUGCCGUUUGUAUGAAUGUUUGUGUACAAAUUCUUUUAAUGAUUUUUGCAUUGAUCUACACUUGCAUUA
This is a messenger RNA of Panicum virgatum (switchgrass), 2115 nucleotides long. Its product is annotated as patatin-like protein 2. NCBI's taxonomy places the organism in Eukaryota, Viridiplantae, Streptophyta, Magnoliopsida, Poales, Poaceae. Gene Ontology annotation, biological process: lipid metabolic process. Bases 69 to 1739 code for a protein of 556 amino acids. Gene Ontology annotation, molecular function: glycerophospholipase activity; monoacylglycerol lipase activity. The transcript has 4 exons. The record is from RefSeq and is a predicted model, not a curated record.